Messenger RNA from Podarcis raffonei (Aeolian wall lizard), 1462 nucleotides. RefSeq names its product prostate stem cell antigen (gene PSCA). The transcript is spliced from 3 exons. The record is from RefSeq and is a predicted model, not a curated record. Bases 978 to 1352 code for a protein of 124 amino acids. Lineage: Eukaryota; Metazoa; Chordata; Lepidosauria; Squamata; Lacertidae.
ACUUCCGGGGCACGUUGGAAAACAGAAGCAUUUACUUCCGGGUUUUCGGCAUUCGAAAACCGAAACAUUUGGCUUCCGAGACAUUAGACAACCAAGGUACCCCUACUAUAAACCUGAUUUCUUUAAAGGAGAAAAAGAAAGUCUGAAACGGCCAUUCUGCAGCAGCUGACCCCUGGCUCAAAUCCUGCGGCUUCUUCAGUGUGUGUGGCGUCGUGGCAAACAUGCUGUGAUUCCACAUGGUUUGUGGCAGGAAGUCUUCAGCUGGGCAUUGCAGGGGGUUGGACUAGAUGACCCCUGGAGCCCCUUUCAACUCUACCGUCCUAUGACUGUAUGCAAUCCUCCUCUUGGGUCCAACCAGUUCUUCCUCUGUCUCCUUUGGAUACCAACUCCUGAUGGCAGCAUGUUAGCAGCAAGGCCUGUGGACUUUGCACUGCUUGAAGGUGUCUUAAGGUGUGGAAAUAGCUUUCAGGUAUAGAUAAAGCUUAACCUGUUCUGACUUAGAUGCCCUCAGGCAUCCUCCAACCCUAAGCCCAGAUUGAAUUCGGCAGCUCAUAAUUGGCAUCUAUGAAAGCCAACAGACCAAGGUAUGCCGGUCUGGGUGGAUAUAGCGAGUGUCAUCGCUUAGACAUGUGAGCAGGAGAAAUCUCACCCGCCCUGAUCAAGGAAGGAAGGGACCAUUUGCCGCAAAAAAUACCCACCACACCCUAUGCCCAUCUCAUUUUUCAUCUGCUUAGUUCCACUGCUGUGCUCUGAGUUGCCUAAGGGCACCGCAAGGGCAGGCAGGGGAACUCCUGUUUGGAGAGAAGGGUUGGUGAUGCCUCACAUUCCUGGUGAGAAGAAGCCCCAUUGGUCCUGCCAGAAGCUGGACAUGACCCUCCCAGUCUCAUGUGGGCCAACAGUUACUUUUCAGAGUAUAUAAAGCAGCCCCAAGAAGUGAGGAUGUUCCGUUCCCCGCGUGACGAAGACAUCCACCAGCGAUGAAGGCCCUUCUGAUCUUCGUGGUGGCUGGAAGCUUCUUCAUGCAGCCAACUGGUUCACUGAAGUGUUACACCUGCAACACCCAGGUCAACAACAAUAACUGCAAAGGACAGCAAAACUGUGACGGAAUUGGACAAGUAUGCAAAACAGAUGUCAUUGGUGUCGUGGGCCUUUUCAACGUCAUCUCGAAAGAAUGUACCGCGUCCUGUGAUCCUUACUUCAGCGACUUCAAGGUGGGAAGAAGGAAUGUCUCCUGCUGUUCCACCGACCUCUGCAACGUCAACGGUGCCUCCGACUUCAAGAUGGGUUACAUCCAAGUGGCCUUGGCCCUUUCUGCCAGCCUUGCCUGCAUCCUUCUCCGAAGCAGGCUCUGAGGAGAGGGCUGCGCGUGUAGCUGUACAGAAGAGAAACCAAAUCUAGAUUCUUUCCCACUAAAGUGACAUUCAAAACCUUAUAGAUCUGUUGAACGGCACUGACGGGUCUC